UAGUCUGUACUAUCUCCAUUGACGAAGAAGCUCGAAAAACCAAAAUGGAGGAGCAGAGGAGGGUUGCGCAAGUGGAAGCGGCGAAGCAGAGGUGCAGCUCCGUCAUCGUCGCCAUUCAGCAGCUGCCACGUGGCUCCACCAACAUCACCGAUUCAUGCAGGCGAACACUCCUCAAAUCCGCACGUGCCGAGCUCUCUUUCCUCUCUCGUCCCUCUUCCUCUUCCACACCCCUCAGUGUCAACAUUGGGCACCUUGAGGCAGUUGUAUAUAUUCUUCAGCAGCCUUUUAUAACCGGAGUUUCUCGAGUUUGCAAAUCAAUCCCACUCGUACCUUCAGCUAGAAGUAAUGAGCAUUGUUGUUCCUCUCUGAAAGACAUUCAUGUUGAUAUAGUGUGUACCCUCAAUAGGAAGCCAGUUUGGAUUAUAGUAUCUGAUAGAAAUCCAAAGUACAUUUCUUGGAACAAAUGUCAUAGAAGUAAAGGCUUAAAAUUACGCGUUGAACAAGUCCUUGCUGCUGCCCGGUCGACCUUAUCUUUAAGACCUUCUUCGGUUAUUCUUUUCUUUGCCAAUGGGCUUGAUAACCUUGUUCGCCAGAAACUUCGGGAUAAUUUUGCGGCAUCUGAAGUUGGCUUGGAGUUUUCGGUUUUCAGUUCUGUUGCAUUGGAAGAAACGGAAGGUGACUGGAUAAAUGUUAUUGCAAGAUCAUAUAAAGAUGCAUGUGUCCUUGAAAUCGACCCUGCUGUUGACAAAGAAGUUGGUUCAAAUACAAGUUGUAAUGGCCAUGGUUCUAGUGCUGACUCUUCUCAACUUGAGCUUUCAGUAGCAAAAGCUGAAACUCAGGUGCAUCUUUUAGAAGAGAAUGCCAAAAAACUAGGACUUUCAGUACAGGAAGCUGAAAUUCGAUCAGAACCUUCAAAAGAGAAUGCUGAUACAAACUUAGGGGAUACAUUCUGUUCAAUUGUUAUGGGAAUGAAACAAAACUCCUUUAACAACAGAAAUUCUGAAUCGACUGAACCUGAAAACCUUUCAUGUGAAGGUAAUCUAGUAAAUUUUGAUACAACAGCUCUAAUAGCUUUUGUAUCGGGAAUUAGUAAUGGUGGUACAAAGAAGCUGUUGGCCACUCCAGAAUCUGAACUGAGGCAGCGGUUCAAGGGAAACUAUGACUUUGUGCUUGGCCAAGUAAUGUCCGAACUUGAAAGUCCAAUCCAUGUACAAUUCGGUAAAAUCUUAUAUGGGAAGACAGGAAUAAUUUGUGAGAGUGUUAAUACGGAAUUUAAGGAGUUGGUAUUGAUGUGUGGAGGGCCCAAUGAGAAACUCAGGGCUGAGAAGCUAAUAAAUUGCCUCAGGGUUGUUCCUGAUACACCUUCAGAACGCAUGAUGAGCCUCCCAACCACAAGGAAGCUGGCAUUGAAAAACAAAAUUGUCUUUGGCACUGGUGAUCAUUGGCAUGCUCCCACUUUAACUGCAAAUAUGGCAUUUGUGAGAGCAGUUUCACAAACAGGGAUGUCACUUUAUACUAUUGAGCACAGACCAAGGGCCUUAACUGGUGACUAGUUUCAUGAAUUCUUGACAAGUCUUGAGGCAUUCAUUCUCACAUAGAAAACCAGUUCCAACCUCUCAAGCUUGAUGUCUAUUGGGGGGACUUCAAUGGAAUGUCUCCCGUCUGCUGUUGUAACUAGCAGUGGGAUCUUCAAGGUGCUUGCUGACUGUACUUGUCCAGUGAAGGGCACAUUAACCACUGUAUUGUUCUGACGAUCUUGGAAAAACUGUGGCAUAGACCUUUCACAUAGUCCAGUGUUUUUGUAUCAAUCUUGGUCCUUUCUCACUGUAAAUAUUUGUAUAUGGGUUGUAUGCUUUGGACUUCACAACAAACUCUGCGUUGUCAUGUGAAAAGUUAGUCUAAGAUUACUUAUCCUGUGCUGUCAGUUCAGAAGUUGGGAAGAUUUGACUGAAGAUUAGGUAAUGGAUUCAACAAGGGGAAAGUGCACUUGCGAAAGCAACCUCUUUAAGUGUAUUGGCAUAGAUUUUUAGUAAUGGAGGAUGAUAUGAACUCAUACCGUGCCCCUUGGGAACUACCAGGGGAGAUGUUGGUGGUCAUGGAAUCAAGGUGCUUCCACCUCUACACUGGGGAUCCUAUCUUUGAUUAUCUAUCAUAAAUAUCAAAAAGGGUGUUUUUGUAGUUUCAUCUUUUUGUGAUUACAUUAUUAUAAUCUUUAGCUCAGUUCAGUUGAACAAUGGAUGAAAAUAAUGUAAUGUUGCUGCUCUAUGUUGAGCUUCCUUGUCUGACUCUGACUUAUAAAAAUACCGUUAGUGUUCUUUUUAAAGGAAACAACCUAUAUACUUUUUGGUUGAAAUACAUAUAGUUAUAGUUCAGUCUCCU
Molecule: messenger RNA, 2379 nt
Organism: Arachis duranensis
Lineage: Eukaryota; Viridiplantae; Streptophyta; Magnoliopsida; Fabales; Fabaceae
Exons: 5
Coding region: 45-1553 (502 amino acids)
Source: RefSeq, a predicted model, not a curated record